AAUAAUUGGAUUCGAAUUAUUCACAAAUUUACGAACAAUUCAAAUUUUUCGAUUCAAAUUUUGAAUCGAAUAGUAAAAUUCGCACAUUCCCAAUAUAUAUGAUAUAUAUGUCAUAUUAUUGAUCAAAUAAAAUCUUAGUAACGUAAAAUAUUUAGUAUUGUAAAAAAAAUGUCUGAUGACGAAGAUUCCGAAUGGAAUCCAAAUUUAUCAGAAAUAUCGAAGCUUCUAAAUAAAUUGGGCCUCUCACCCCCACAAACAGAAAUUGACUACGAAAAUUCAUCAUCGAGUUCACAAAAAUUACAAACUGAUUCCGAUUACGAUGACAAUAGUUUAUUGUCAUCAAUUUCAAUUACCGACGAUGAGUCGAGUGCGAACCGGGAGGAAAUGGUGAAUAAAUUAGUGGAAUAUAAAAAAAAUGAACAAGCGAUUCGGUAUAAAAAUUUCUGGCUCACUGAAUACUUGAUCGAGUAUUUCAGUAGAAAACAAAUGAUUUAUGUUAUGAGUGAGGGGGUUGGUUUUGAUGACAGUGAGGGUGGGGGUGAAGAAGAGAUGGAUUAUUAUUGCAAGCAAUUAAAGAGAUUUGAUAAAUUUAAGAAAAAGUUUGAGAGGUUUGAGGAAAAUUCAGAAGAAGAACUCAGGGAAAUAAGGGAGGAAAUAAUUAAGAAGAGUAAUGAGGCCGAUGAGCUGAUUAUGGAAAUCGCGGAGAGGGAGAAAAAUAUUCAAGAAAAUUCUCGGGGUGGGGGUAAAAAUUUUUUAAAUAAAAAAAUUCAGGAAAUUAUUAAUAGACAGUUGGAAAAAAUGAAAAUAAUCUCCAAGUAUCGGCUUACGUAUAUAAAACUACGCAAUGAUUUGCAGAUAACGCACGAAAAUUUGAAAUCAAUAAUAAGAAAAAAUUCAAAUCUCACAAAAAUGGACUACGAGCGUCUAGAAGCUGAAAAAUAUUUUUACCUCCAGCAGUUUGACCAAAAAAAUCUCCAACUAAAAAAUCUUCUCUCUCGAAAAAAAAAAGUGAUCACAAAAAUCCGCGUAGUCAAUUCCCAGGCCCGCGAAGUUGCGACAAAAAUUCAAAAAUCAAAACUCGAGUCUUUGGAGUUGAACAAAAAAAUUCUAGAACUCGAAUUACAAAAAAGUAAAACGCGUAAUAAAAUUUCUACUCUAAAAAUUGUACUCAGUAAUUUAAAUUAUAAUUAUUUAAAUAAAAAUAAUGAGUACUUUGCGAUAAUUAAUAAUCAACAUGAAAAGUGGAUUAAAAAAAUUGCGCGGCAAUUGAAAGAAUUGAAAUUAUUAAGGCAAAAAAUGAAUGCAAUUAAAACAAAUUUUAUUUUACAUGAAAAAAAUAUUUAAAACUAUUAUUUAUUUAUUAAUUAUUAUUAUUAUUAUUAUUAUCAUUACAUUAUUAAUUAAUUUAUUAAUUAAUUAACUAAACCCAUGUCAAUUUUAUCUAAUAAAAUAUUUAUAUAAAUUGUAUACUUAUAUAUAUAAAAAUAAUUUAGGCAGUGAAUAUUUUUUGUUAAUAAAAAAAUAUUUUUUACUCAAAAAUUCGAUACCUCCCACUGUAAAAAAAUUGCGGAGUAAACGCAGGUUAAAGUCGGAGUAAAUCCGGAGCAAAUGAGGAGUGGAUUUAAAGGAUGACUUUUUUUUACUUAUUCCGGAGUGAAAUUUACUCCGGAUGGGAGUUUUUGAAAUUUAAACCUCAGAUUGGAGUAAAAUUUACUUCGAGGAAAUUAAUUUUACUAUUAAAACUCCGGUUCGGAGUAAAUUUACUCCGGAUCGAAGUUCAAUUCAAGAGUAAAAUUAUCGAUUUGGGUAAAAUUUACUCCAGAGGAAGACUAAAGUUAAUAAUUGAACCCCGGAUUGGAGUAAAAUUACUCCAGAGGUUAAAGUUAAAAUUCUAACUUUGAGUUGGAGUAAAUUUACACCGGAUCGAAGUUCAAUUCACAAGUAAAAUUUCGGAUUCGGGUAAAAUUUACUCCGGAGAUUGAGGUUAAGAUUUGAACUCCAGAUUGAAGUGAAUUUACUCCGGAUCGAAGUUCAAUUCAAGAGUAAAAUUCUGAAUUUGGGUGAAAUUUACUCCGGAGAUUAAAGUUCACAUUUAAACUGUGAAAUUGGAGUAAAUUUACUCCGGAUCGAAGUUUAAUUCAAGAGUAAAAUGCCGCAUUCGGGUAAAAUUCACUCCAGAGGAAGAUGAAAGUUAACAUUUGAACUCCGUGUUGGAGUAAAUUUACUCCAGAGAUUGAAGUUAAAAUUUAAACUUGAAUUUGGAGUAAUUUUACUCCGGUUUGAAGUUUAAUUCAAGAGUUAAAUUUAAAAUUUGGGUGAAAUUUGCUCCAGAGAUUAAAGUUAAGAUUCAAACUUGGAAUUGGAGUAAAUUUACUCCGGAUCGAAGUUUAAUUCACGAGUAAAAUUCCGCAUUUGGGUAAAAUUUACUCCAGAGGAAGAUUAAUUAUAACAUUUGAACUCCAGGAUGGAGUACAUUUACUCCAGAGGGGAUUUUUUUGUAACAUCAGACUCCGAAUCAGAAUAGAUGCAGAUUUCCAUGAAAUUUUCAUCACUUCGAAAUUUCUUCGUUGAAAAAAAAUUUCAAUUUACUCCGAAUUUACACCGAAUUUUUUACACUGCAAUAAAAAUAAUCGAAAUUCACUAAGUAGUGAAAAUUUUAACCAAAGUUCUGAUCUUUAAAAUAAAUCCACCCCCGCAUUUUUUUUUAUUUUUGUAAAUUUAAUGAUUAAAAA
Molecule: messenger RNA, 2732 nt
Organism: Microplitis mediator
Lineage: Eukaryota; Metazoa; Arthropoda; Insecta; Hymenoptera; Braconidae
Product: A-kinase anchor protein 9-like
Exons: 2
Coding region: 169-1344 (391 amino acids)
Source: RefSeq, a predicted model, not a curated record